Molecule: messenger RNA, 2331 nt
Organism: Empidonax traillii (willow flycatcher)
Lineage: Eukaryota; Metazoa; Chordata; Aves; Passeriformes; Tyrannidae
Gene: ASF1A
Product: anti-silencing function 1A histone chaperone
Exons: 4
Coding region: 320-934 (204 amino acids)
Biological process (GO): DNA replication-dependent chromatin assembly
Cellular component (GO): nucleus
Molecular function (GO): histone binding
Source: RefSeq, a predicted model, not a curated record
CUCGGUGCCCGCCGUGCCCGCGGAGGGAGGGCCCUCGCCCGCAGAGCGGCCAAUCCGGGCGGGCGCUGGCGGCGAGCAGGGGCAGAAUGGGCUGUAGUUGAGUGAAAUAGGGAAAGCGGCGAACAGUGUGGAGCGUUCCCGGUGUAAAUAAAAGGGGGAGGAAGAAAAAAAAAAAAAAAAAAAGUUUGUGGAAGUCGCCGCCCUGCAGCCUCGCUCGGGCAGCGGCGCGGGGGCUUGUGCGGUGCGGGAGCCCGGCACGGAGGACUUUAGUGCGCGGCGUUAACACGCUCUGCCUAUUGUUUGUGUUUUUUUCCAAAAUAUGGCAAAGGUUCAGGUGAACAAUGUAGUGGUGUUGGAUAAUCCUUCUCCUUUCUACAAUCCUUUCCAGUUCGAAAUCACAUUCGAGUGCAUAGAGGACCUGUCUGAAGAUUUGGAAUGGAAAAUAAUUUAUGUGGGUUCAGCUGAAAGUGAAGAGUAUGAUCAGGUGUUAGACUCUGUUUUAGUCGGACCUGUUCCUGCAGGCAGACACAUGUUUGUAUUUCAGGCUGAUGCACCUAACCCAGGGCUUAUUCCAGAUGCAGAUGCAGUAGGCGUAACAGUUGUGCUAAUUACAUGCACUUACCGAGGUCAAGAAUUUAUUAGAGUCGGCUACUAUGUAAACAAUGAAUAUACUGAAACAGAACUGAGAGAGAAUCCACCAGUAAAGCCAGACUUUUCUAAGCUUCAAAGGAAUAUUUUGGCAUCUAAUCCCAGAGUCACAAGAUUCCACAUUAAUUGGGAGGACAACACUGAAAAACUGGAAGAUGCAGAGAGCAGUAACCCAAAUCUACAGUCUCUGCUUUCCACAGAUGCAUUACCUUCAGCAUCAAAGGGAUGGUCAACAUCAGAAAAUUCACUAAAUGUUAUGUUAGAAUCUCAUAUGGACUGCAUGUGACUAACCACCAUCGUUUUGGUACUGUAUAUGUGUUAAACUGUAAAAACAACCAGAACUAUUUCCCUCAAAUUCCAUAAGUGCAUAGUUUGACAAGCAAUGUGAAGAACUUGUUUUAAAACAUCCUGUAGAAAGUUUAUAAAAAAAACAAAACAAAAAAACCCAACAAACAAACAGUAUUUGAGCAAAUUGUGGAAUAUAAAUACAACUAUUUUUAAGUAUUUGCCUUUUUUUCUAAUGUGUUAUUCUAUGUGGUCUGAACCAAACCUGAUUAAAGUAUAUGUAUUCUCCCCCUUCCCCCUUUACUUUGUAAGCACUAUUAAAAACUAAAAAAAAAAGUUUAAAGGUUAAAACAUUCAGGCAAAAUGAAGGAAUAAUGCCAUGUCCUCAUCUCUGAUACCCAGAUUGCCAAAUAUAAAGUGCCCUUUAAUGACAGCUUAAGAACAAAACUGUCAUUAGAUGAAGUGCAAAGAAAAAAGUAUCUCUGAUUUAAAAGAAAAAAAAGUCCAAAAUGUCCUUUUGCUCUAAAAGCAGACAGCACAGUAUAAUUUUAGGUGCAAGCUUCUUUUCCUUUCAAGGCACAUACUUGUUACUUAAAGCAUGCAAUUUGAGAUUUACCAUCUGCUAUUUUGGAUUUUAGGACUCUUUUUUUAAAAUCUCCUCCUGCUGCUGUUUAAUCAAACUGUGGUUUGUUCAGGACAGUGUUUCAUGGGGAUUUGAGUGGGUAUCUCAGGAAAGAACCCUUUUUCAGCCACCCUACUAGCAAUUGGUUGGAAGGAUGCAAGCAAUUACUAGAAAGUUCUAAGUGUCAAAAGGAAUAGUGUGAGUAUCCCAAAAAUGCUCUUCUGUAAGAUUAUGUACCGCUGCUGGUUGGUAUGUUUAUUUUCAGGUAUGCUUUGUUCUUGUAGUCUUUCCCACUAGUAAUAAGGAGUUUAGAUGUUGUAUUUCAUUUUUCUGAAAUGCCUGGAAUUGAAAACUUCUGUUUUCUCUCUAUUGUUUAAGGCAGUCCUAUGCACUGGUAUAAAUCAAGAUUCAUAUCCUGUUGUGUCAGGCAGAACCCAUUACUUGCCCUGAAGCUCUUGCACUGAGACGUCCCUAUUACCUGAGGCAUCCUUGAAGAUAGAAAGAACUAAGCAGUAAACUGUAAAGACUCAAGACAUCAUUAUGACACUAACAAUUUAGUUAUUCUUCCAGUCCUCAUUAGCUUUAUACAUUUACUCUGACAGUGUGUGCAUUUACAUUUUAAUCUGUCAUGCCAGAUUACAGGAAUGUAAUUCUGCUAGUUAGAAGUAACCGCACAAACUGUGAACCCUUGUAGGUUCCAGGCCCUUCAAAAAAAGGUAGAUUUCAUGAUGACUGACAGUGGAGCUCUGAAUAAAAAUAGAAUGCUUUCUCUUUUC